Messenger RNA from Miscanthus lutarioriparius, 732 nucleotides. Lineage: Eukaryota; Viridiplantae; Streptophyta; Magnoliopsida; Poales; Poaceae. The record is from the annotation of a GenBank genome assembly.
AUGAGAGCUCUAAGCAGCGUCGGCGUCGGGCUGGCCGUGGUGUCGUCGCUGCUCCUGCUGGCGCUCACCGCGGAGCUCUACUACAUCUUCGUGCACAAGCGCCGGCAGCGGCGGCGCGCCGCGCGGCAUCUCCGACUCGGCGUCGUCCCCGUCCUCCUCCUCGCGCGAGCUGCUCCAGCUCUUCUGCUUCAAGAAGCCGCCGGCGGUGCUCGCGUCCACCUACGCCGUCCCGGAACCUGCCGCCACCGCCGCCGUGGCGGUGUCCGUCGACGGCGGCGGCGGAGGAGACACGGGAGGACCUGGAGUCCGAGGACGGAGGGCGGCGCGGCCGGAGCCGCAGCCCUCGGCGAGCUGCUGCAUUGCGCCGAGACGCCGCCGUUCCUCACGCCCAGGGCCUCGCCGUCGCCCGUGCCCACGGCCGCGCUGGACAACUCCUACAACCCGCUGUUCGAGUCCCCCGCGGCCAGCCCGGGCCCGGGUGCUGCCCCGGCGGUGUCGCCGCCGCCCAAGUUCCAGUUCCUCAGGGACGCUGAGGAGAAGCUCUACCGCCGCGCGCUGGCCGAGGAGGAGGCCAUGAGGGCGCGGAGGUCGCCGAGGUCGCCGGCGGCCACUGCCGAGGAGGAUGGAGGGUACAUCACCAUCGUGGUGGCGAAGAACAACCGCGUCAUCCCCAAGCCGUCGAGGUCGCCGUCGCCGCCCACCGCCGCCGCCGCCGGCGGUGGCCAUCAGUGA